AUGUCAUCGAAUAUUAAUAACACAACGUCUCAACAAAUUAAACAUGUUAAUAGAAAUUUUCGACAAAGCUGGAAGGAUGAGUAUCCUUGGCUUGAAUAUGAUUCUCUAAAUAGCCGAAUAUUUUGCACUUUAUGUCGGGCUUGUAAUAAAAAAAAUAAUUUUGCAAAAGAUGGAUCUAAGAAUAUUAAACUUUAUACUAUAAAAGAACACGUUAAAACCAAAGAUCAUAUUGACUCACAUAAAAAAGAAGAAAUUAUAAUCGUACCACCUGGACAUGUUAUAAGUUUAAUGAAGAUUGUUUAUUUUAUGACGCAAAAUGAUAUUCCAUUAAAUAAAAUUAAACCACUUACACAACUUAGUCGUGCUAUUGACAUUACAUAUGUUGAUAAUGGUUAA
Dentiscutata heterogama is the source of this 396-nucleotide messenger RNA. NCBI's taxonomy places the organism in Eukaryota, Fungi, Glomeromycota, Glomeromycetes, Diversisporales, Gigasporaceae. The record is from the annotation of a GenBank genome assembly.